Otolemur garnettii (small-eared galago) is the source of this 1048-nucleotide messenger RNA. RefSeq names its product WNT1 inducible signaling pathway protein 2 (gene CCN5). Gene Ontology annotation, cellular component: extracellular matrix; extracellular region. Lineage: Eukaryota; Metazoa; Chordata; Mammalia; Primates; Galagidae. The coding region runs from base 181 to 933 and encodes 250 amino acids. The transcript has 5 exons. The record is from RefSeq and is a predicted model, not a curated record. Gene Ontology annotation, biological process: signal transduction; cell adhesion. Gene Ontology annotation, molecular function: heparin binding; integrin binding.
UGGGAGGAGCUAGACAGGCCCCUGCCAAACUGUCACAGGCUCGUGGUGCUGGCAUUGGCUCAGGCUUUCAUACCCACACACGGACACACACUGGCUAGCAUUUCCUUGGUGGCCUCCACGGUCUCACCUUCAGGUCCUGCCUCCCAGGCUCAAAGCUGGCUCCACCAGGGACACAGUGACAUGAGAGGCACACCACAGACCCACCUCCUGGCCUUCUCUCUCAUCUGCCUCCUCUCAAAGGUGUGUACCCAGCCAUGCCCGACACUGUGUACCUGCCCCUGGCCACCACCCCGCUGCCCACUGGGGGUGCCCUUGGUGCUGGAUGGCUGUGGCUGCUGCCGGGUGUGUGCACGGCGGCUGGGGGAGCCCUGCGACCACCUGCACGUCUGUGACCCCACCCAGGGCCUGGUCUGCCAAGUCGGGGUGGGCCCCAGCAGCCGGGGAGCCCAUUGCCUCUUGGGAGAGGACGACGGGAGCUGCGAGGUGAACGGCCGCCUGUACCAGGACGGGGAGACCUUCCAGCCCAACUGCAGGAUCCGCUGCCGCUGCACGGACGGUGGCUUCACCUGUGUGCCACUGUGCAGUGAGGACGUGCGGCUGCCCAGCUGGGACUGCCCUCACCCCCAGAGGGUUGAGGUCCCGGGCAAGUGCUGCCCUGAGUGGGUGUGCAACCAGGGAGCUGGGCCAGGGGUCCAGCCCCUUCCAGCCCAAGGAUCCCAGUUUUCUGGCCGUGUGGCUCCGCCAACCCCUGGCAUCCCCUGCCCAGAAUGGAGCACAGCCUGGAGCCCCUGCUCCACCACCUGUGGGCUGGGUGUGGCCACCCGGGUGUCCAACCAGAACCGCUUCUGUCGUCUGGAGACCCAGCGCCGCCUGUGCCUGCCCAGGCCCUGCCCACCUGCCAGGGGCCGCAGCCCACAGCACAGUGCCUUUUAGAGCCAGGCUGGAAAUGGAGAUGCCAUGCCCACCCUGCCUUGUUCCUGGGUUCUGGGUUGAUGGCAGAAGUCUCCUGUCCAUGCCCGUGGCUGCAGGCAACAAACCAGCUUGGGUC